AGGAGGACGAGGCAGGCUGAGGAAGAGGCCGUCGUCGUCGUCGUCUGUUGUGGUCGUCUGUUGUGGUGGUCGUCGUGGCGAGGCGGCCCGGGGCCCGAGCGAUUUGGCCCGGCCGGGGGAGAAGACGCUCUUUGCGGACCUGACCUUUUCCUCACUUCGGAGCGUUGUCGCGAGGCCGAGGGUUGGCUGCUGGUGUGGAAUAAUAUCGAGGAAACGUUCGAAAGGGAUCUGAAUUAGCGACAAAAUGAGCAGUCGCAAGGCAAAGAACAGCAGUUUAAAACACGGGGAGUGCGUUUCUCAGGCCCAAACAAUUUUACGAGAAAGGUUUUGUCACCAGAGCCCUCAGAAGCAUUUGUUUGGAAUCCAAGAGCAGCACAGAAACUUAGCCGCACUGCUCAAGCGAACAGCAGUCCACGGCGAAAGUAACUCCGUACUAAUCAUUGGACCCAGAGGAUCGGGAAAGACCAUGUUGUUAAAUCGCGUUUUGCAAGAACUCAUGGAAGUAAAACAAGUGAGAGAGAAUGUCUUACAAGUUCACCUAAAUGGACUUCUGCAGACCAACGACAGAAUUGCCCUAAAAGAAAUCACAAGGCAGUUACAACUGGAAAACGUAGUUGGAGAUCGAGUUUUUGGGAGCUUUGCCGAAAACCUUGUGUUUCUCCUGGAAGCCCUGAAAAAAGGUGACCGGGCUAGAAGCUGCCCAGUGUUGUUUAUACUGGAUGAGUUUGAUCUUUUUGCACAUCAUAAGAACCAGACGCUUCUCUAUAACCUUCUGGACGUUUCCCAGUCGGCCCAGACGCCCGUAGCGGUGAUCGGCCUCACGUGUAGAUUGGAUAUUCUGGAACUCUUAGAAAAGAGAGUGAAGUCAAGGUUCUCCCAUCGGCAGAUACACGUAAUGAAUUCCUUCGGUUUUUCCCAGUACCUUCAGAUAUUUGUCGACCAAUUAUCUCUACCUCCAGAGUUCCCCGAAAAGCAGUUUUCUGCGAAGUGGAAUGAAACCGUUCAGCGGCUGGCCGAGGACAAGAGCGUUCAAGAGAUACUGCAGAGGCACUUCAACACUAGCAAAGACCUCCGGUCGCUACACAUGCUGCUGAUGCUGGCUUUGCGUCACGUGGCCGCGUCCCGGCCCUUCAUCGUCGCGGCCGACGUGGUGGAGGCCCAUCAGCUAUGCAGCCUGGACUCCAAGGCCAGCGUCGUCCACGGUCUCUCUGUGUUGGAAAUCUGUCUUAUAAUAGCGAUGAAACACUUAAGUGACAUUUACGAAGGAGAGCCUUUUAACUUUCAGAUGGUCUACAACGAAUUUCAGAAGUUUAUCCAAAGGAAGGCCCAUUCUGUGUAUAACUUUGAGAAGCCUGUUGUUAUGAAGGCUUUCGAACACCUGCAACGGCUAGAACUAAUCAAAGCGGUGGAGCGGACCUCGGUAAACACCCAGAGAGAGUAUCAGCUCGUGAAGCUGCUUCUGGACAAUAAUCAGAUUAUGGAUGCCCUGCAGAAGUACCCAAACUGCCCCACCGACGUGAGGCAGUGGGCGGCCUCCUCGCUGAACUGGCUCUGAAGGGGGUGGCCACCUUUGACACCCCCCGAGGAUUCUUCCAGAGGCCUCCGUUGUCCCCCGGCCCCGUGAGCUUGUCGGAGGGGUGACGAUUCCUCGACUUUUUCCACGUUCCGGGCCUUGCAGGAAGACGUCCGUCGAGACUCUGACGCCGGAAGUGCGAAAGGUGGGGCCAAGUUCUCGAUGCAAGUUUCACGUUCAAUAUUAAAAAUGGUAUCUGUUCCCGGGGGAA
Molecule: messenger RNA, 1784 nt
Organism: Tachyglossus aculeatus (Australian echidna)
Lineage: Eukaryota; Metazoa; Chordata; Mammalia; Monotremata; Tachyglossidae
Gene: ORC4
Product: origin recognition complex subunit 4
Exons: 15
Coding region: 245-1555 (436 amino acids)
Biological process (GO): DNA replication initiation; DNA replication
Cellular component (GO): nucleus; nuclear origin of replication recognition complex
Molecular function (GO): DNA replication origin binding; ATP hydrolysis activity
Source: RefSeq, a predicted model, not a curated record